Molecule: messenger RNA, 4686 nt
Organism: Acanthamoeba castellanii str. Neff
Lineage: Eukaryota; Discosea; Longamoebia; Acanthamoebidae
Product: zinc finger domain containing protein
Exons: 19
Coding region: 1-4686 (1561 amino acids)
Biological process (GO): Golgi to plasma membrane transport; exocytosis
Cellular component (GO): exocyst
Molecular function (GO): ubiquitin binding
Source: RefSeq, a predicted model, not a curated record
AUGGAGGGCUACGCCGAACAUGAGGAUAUCGAUGACGAACGCGAGAUGGCUGCCUCGGUGCGAAGGAGCAGUCGAAAGCGCAAGAGGCCCGCCCUCAACCCCAGCAGCUCCAGCCACACGGAAGAAGAGCCAGUGGUUGACGAUACGAGAGCCUUCAAUCCGACUCGCCCCAUCCCAACGCCACUUGCACGUUCCGAACCACAAGUUCAGAUUCAGGUGGAAGAAGAAGAACGACAGCGAGACCCGGGCACCACGGCCUCGCUGCAGAUCGAAGAUGACACGAGCAUGAGCAUGGGCGUUGAGUCGCACGGCAACGAGCAGGUGGAAGAGAAGAACAAGACCGCCCAAGAAGGAGAGGGCGACGAGGAAAAGAACAACACGUGCGGCAUCUGCUUCGAGGAGGUCAAGGAGCGGGGCGUGCUGGACUCGUGUCGCCACGCCUUCUGCUUCGACUGCAUCCACCGCUGGUCCAAGGUGGCCAACUCGUGCCCGAUGUGCAAGGCCGCCUUCUACACCAUCACCCGGCAGCACGACGUAGCAGGAGGCGAGCUGCAGCAAGAAGGAGCCGCACCGCAAGAAGAAGAAGAAGUAGAGCAGGACAACCCGCCCAGCAAGAGGAGACGAGGGCGCAAGGUCACCAGCCAGAAGAAGAAGAAGCCCAAGAAGAAGCCCGACGUGGUACGCGUACGGCCCAAGAAGCAGCAGUACCGCUACUCGCGCCGCGAGAUCGAGGACAUCGCCCGCGCCGCCGAGGCUGCCGAGGCCAGCCAGCCACACCACCACCACCACCACCCUGGCCACCGCUACGCGAGCGCGUCCCUCCUCAACCGCAUGCUGGGCCACCCCGACGCAGACGCCCUUCCUGCUGCGUCCAUGGGCUUCUUCUUCGGCCUCGCAGGCCCUGCCGACAACGAUGAAGAUGAAGACGAGGACUUGGACGAGGACGAGAUGGAAGGCCUCCGCUCUGGCGAAGAAGAAGAAGGCGAAGGCGAAGACCACGACUUCCUCCUCUUCGCUUCCGGAAGGGAAGACCGAUCGCGCCAGCUUCUCGCAUCGACCACCAGCCCCGCCCCCACGACGGCCCGUCGACGCACCCCCUACCAGCCUCCGCGACAGCGACAGCCGACUGCGGCGCCCCACCACUGGGAGUCCCAGGCAGGCGCCGACCGCCAGCUCGCCGGAGCGCGCGACCGUAUACGCAGCGUGCUCGAGUCCCGCGCCCGUAUGCGCGUCGACGGCGGUCGCCUGGGUCCCUUCGCGCGCUACGGUGGCCGCGCGCCGUGGAUGGCGCCGGCUUCGGCUUCGCUCCACCACCCGCCGCCCACCGUGGGCGGAGGUGCGGCGCUGCACCACGCCGCAGACUUUCACCGGCAGCAGCACCAGCAUGCGAUGGCCCAGGGGCUCGAGAGCCUGAAGGGCAUGUUCGGGGACUCGAUGGACGCCGAGGUCCUGGAGGCCGUGCUCCAGCAGGUGGGCGGCAGCGUGGAGCGCGCUGUCGACGCGCUCUUUGCCAUGCAGGGCGGCUCCGGCGACAGCCCCGUGGCCUCGUCGGAGGACUCGUCGACGUCGACAUCGACGUCGUCUGCCACCGCAGCUGCAUUUGUCGACCUGACGACAGACUCUUCCGCCGCUGCCGCUGCGACGCCCGCCGCGUCGUCUCCGCUGCUCUUCGAGUGCUUGCCUCCUACACAUUCAACGGGCGCCACGGCCAGGCCCUCACGCGCGCCGGCUCCGGCCUCGGCCUGGAGCUCGCCAUCGUCGCCGCCCGAAACCUCCAUGUCGGCUCCCAUCAUUUUAGUACCCGACGAGGACGUAGAGUUCAUCGCCGAGCGUCAGGUCAAGCCUCGGCGCCGCCACCUCGGCCUCCAGCGCACCGCCACCGCCAGCAGCUCACCCGCCUCGGCCGACGUUCGCCGAUUCCCUAAGUUCCCCGGGCGCCGGUUCUGCCCACCGAGGCCGCUCAGCUCCACCACCUUCUCCGCUUCAUCAUCGCCAUCAUCCUCUUCGGCGCCUCUUCUUCCCCUUGCGCUGCCGCCGCUGGUGCCGGACGACGUGGAUCGCCGGCCCGACGUGGGCCACGAGGAGGGCAUGACUUUGGCCUGGCGCGACUUUGCCGAGGUACAGCGCGAGACCAAGAAGGAGCACAAGCGCAAGCUGCUUGAGGAGCGCGAUCAGCAAUUGUCGUCCCGCCCGCUGGCCAGCGCUUCGGCAAAACCAAAGGAAAAGAAGGACAACAAGAACGGAGGAGCAAAGCGAGGAGCAAAGCUGUUCAAGCGGAAGAAAAAGAAGAAGGACAGGAAGGCCGGGGACGAGGACGAUGGCGGGGACUCCGGGUCCAGCUACGGCGACUACACCGAGGACGACGCCUCCAACGCGGACGACCUCGACACCGCCACCGCCACCGACGAGGAGGGCGAGGAGUCCUCGGCCCCGAACGGCCGGGAAAGAGGGCGCUCCGUCCCGACGAAGGCGGCCAGCCAGAGAGCCCCCUCCCCGCGACGGCGGGACGAGGAAGAGGACGAAGACGGUAAGAUCUCGCAGCCGGUCACAGACCCUCUGGGCCUGCUCGGCACCCUCUCCCUCCCACCGGCCCUCGACAAGUCGUCCCACGUGGAUCCGUCGCGCGAUGGGUUCGACGCGCGCAAGUAUCUGGGCGACCUCCACACGCAGACCUCGUACGCCGACCUCCAGCAGGGCGCCCGCACCCUGCGCUCCCUCCUCCGCGGGCAGGAGAUGCAACUCAAGACGUUCGUGCGGGACAACUUCGGGCGGUUCAUCUCGUGCAAGGACUCCAUCGACGGGAUCUACGAGGAGAUCAAGGACAACGACAUGUCCCACCACGCCAUACAGAAGCUCAACGACACCUACAUCGACUUGCAGUUGCGGUCGGACCGGCUGUUUGGGUCGCUGCUGGAGCGACGAGCCGAGAUCGAGGAGAAGCGGAACGUGCUGGCGGCGCUCAAGCGGUACCAGACGAUCUUCAACCUGCCCCUCACCAUCCAGCGCCACCUGGACCAGCACGAGUACGAGAAGGCCGUGCGCGAGUACAAGAAGGCCGUCGGCUACCUGGCCGGCACCAACGUCCGCAUCUUCGUCAAGGUCUCCGAGCAGAUCAACUCCCUGGCCGACCGCCUCCGCGACCGGCUCCUCGCCUCCCUCCGCGACCCCGCCCUCACCCUCGCCGAGCACGACUAUCACAUCGGCCUCCUCCACGACCUGGGCGGAGAUGUGGACCCGGCGUGGCACUACCUGAGCAACGUGCAGGCCAGCAUCGUGGCCGCGCUCACCACGACAGAUCCACCGGCAGACGAGUCCGCCGACGCUGUCGGGGGCGGCGGAGCCACCACCACUGCAGCGGGAGGCGGCAGGCUGCCCGCCAUCCGUCGCCUGUGCAACGUCCUCCUCACCGGCUUGCCCUCCCUCACGCACAUGGCCCACGUGCGCGCUGCCUUUGCCGCGCCCGAUACGGGAGAGGCGACGACGGCCGGCGGAGUGGCGGUGGCGGGGGAAGGCCGCGAGCUGCUGGACGACGUGCGCCAGUGCAUCCUGGAGGUGGCCGCCUGCGCGAAGGGCCUGGCCCCCGCUCUCGCCGCCGUCGACCUGGGUCCCGGCAACCUGCUCGCCCCGCUGAUCUCCGAGCUCUCCCUCCUCUUCACCUCCUCCAUCCGUCGGCACACGCUCGCCCGAGCGGCCAAGCUCUGGGAAGACGGCGCGGAGCAGGGGGGCGCGGCCUACGGCGACGCGGAUUCGCCCGACGACGCCGACGCCGACGUAGGCAAGGGCUGGGGCGCCGACGUGUACAUGGCCAAGCGCCUCGCGGCGCUCCUCCGGUCCGCCCUCCACCACUACCAGAGCCUGCCCGCCAUUGAAGAGCGAGUGCUGGAUGAGAUUGAGUCACUGGCGCUGGAGACUGUCAAGGCCUUCGCCGACGGGCUGCACGCGGCCUGCUGGCCCGGCGACGACGAAACCCGAAGCAUCGCGCUCGCGAGCGCCCCGCGCUACGGCGCCGACCUCGGCGCUGAGGAGAGGAUGAUCGUGGCGAUGGCCAACAGCGCGUACGCACGGGAGGAAGUGGUGAUCCUCAUCGAACGACUCAUCUCCACCCUCCGACCUGCCACCACCGCCGCCGCCGCCGCCGCGUCUAAGCCGUCCACGUCCUCGACCACGGUGGUCGACCACCUGAGCACGCUGGAGAACCUCCUCGCCGCCGAGUACGUGCGGUGCAAAGCGGCGCAGAUCUACGCCCUGCUGGGGCCGGCCCUCGCCGACCAGCUCGCCACUCCCUUUUCCGCCCCGCCGGAGGUGCGCGAGUAUGUGAUCGAGGUGGUGGCCGGCGUGGUCACCGCGCAGGCGGAGCUGGCGCCGGUUGCCCUCUUGGUCAGGACGCACAUCAUCACCAGCCUUCUGGAGCGGAUCACGUCGUGCUACGAGGAGAGCCUGCGCUCCCGCCUUCCUCCGCCCACCCGGAGCCGCCCAUGGGAUGGGGGCUGCGCGCUGCAGCUGCACACGGACGUUUUGUUCCUGCAGGCCGCCUUCGCUCAGCGCCUGUCGCCCACCGCCUCGGCAGCCCUCACCCGCCUGCAGAAGUCCUUCCUACCCCGACUUACUUCCACCCAGGAAGAAGCGCGGGCCGCCGUUGGCAAGGGAAUGGCAAACGCAGCCCUCAUCCUGCGCGCCCUCCAGUAG